This is a messenger RNA of Alosa alosa (allis shad), 4754 nucleotides long. RefSeq names its product family with sequence similarity 184 member Ab (gene fam184ab). The coding region runs from base 691 to 4182 and encodes 1163 amino acids. Lineage: Eukaryota; Metazoa; Chordata; Actinopteri; Clupeiformes; Clupeidae. The record is from RefSeq and is a predicted model, not a curated record. The transcript is spliced from 19 exons.
AGUGCAGCAACCAACCACUCAGUCAUAGCUAACGUUACACACACACACACACACACACACACACAAGAGCAGAUAGAAAGACCCCGGAUCCUACCCGGUCCGGUUCUUUCUGCUGAAAUCACUGGGUCUAAAACGUGACCCACCUGCAAGCUGAAGCUAUUUUUAUCCGUGCAAACAUCUGCGUCGCGGGACAGCUGAAACAUCCCAUGGAAUAGCCAAAUGCCAGAAAGACAGCGGAGAAUUUGAGGAAUCCGAAUGCCUAAACUGUCUUGUACCGUUGAUUCUGCCCUCUGAAGGUGCGUUUGUAAUGUUUGCCAUUUGCUCUUGAAGAGUACGAGAAAUAAGAUGAACAAGAAUGUCUGUAACGCUAACAGUUAUACGACCUGCCUCAGAAAAUAAGGACAGCUGAAUAACACUUGACAAGCUGCGUAGCUAACGUUAGCGAUUACAGUUUUUACCAUAACAUUAUUCAGUAGGAUAGUACCAAGCUGUAUCGGUGGUAUUUUGUCCGGACUGUUAUAAAAAUGACUCAUUUAAAUUAACAAGGAGUGCUACUGGUUGACGCCUGGAUGUGUUUUGCCUCAGCGGGUCUCAGUAGAAAACUCCCCGUUGACGGAGACAGUUCAAACCAUCGUGCCAUUAAUUUAACACAAUCAUAUACAGUAGUAACACAUUUGAAGGAUCGUGAAGAUGGCGACUGGAGCGGGUUGGCAGCAAUACUACAGCCCUGCUGGCAAUUCAUCGACCGGAGCGGGGAAAUAUAAUUCUGGUCACCCGUCUUCAAUGCCUUUCCAAUCGGGCAUUGCCAUGGAAUAUACUCAAGAUCUUCAUCUCAAAAUGAGCAAGAAGAUUGCCCAGCUAACCAAGGUGAUCUACGCGCUCAAUACGAAGAACGACGAGCACGAGGCAGCCAUCCAGACGUUGAAAGAGGCACACGAAGAGGAGGUGCAACAGAUCCUAUCCGAAACGCGCGAGAAGAUCAUGCAGUACAAGAGCAAAAUCAGCGAUGAGAUAGACCUCAAGCGCCGCAUCCAGUCUCUCGAGGAGUCCAUGGAGCUGCAUGAACGAAUGAAACGGCAGGCGCUGUCGGAGUUCGAGACCUACCGGCAGCGCGUGGAGGACAUGCAGCUGUGCACGGAGGCGCAGCACACGCAACGCGUGGUCAGCAUGUCGCGCGAGGUCGAGGAGAUGCGUCGCAACUUCGAGGAGAAGCUGCGCACCUUCAGCCAGGCGCAGACCCAGUUCGAGCAGGAGAAGCGGCAGGCGCUGGAGGAGCUACGCGCCUCGCACCGCCAAGAGGUCCAGGACAUGCUGCGCAGCCACCAGAGCCAGAACCAGAACUACAGCAAGGACCAGGAGAAGCUGGGCCAGCUGCACAAGGCCGAGGUGGAGGCGCUGAGCGAGCGCGUGGACGACCUCAAGCAGGACAAGAAGCGGCUGGUGGACGAGUACGAGGCCAAGCUGAACAAGGCGCAGGCCUUCUACGAGCGCGAGCUGGAGGCCAUGAAGCGCACCCAGCAGCUGACCGCCGAGAACCUGAUGGCGUGGAAGAAGACGGAGGCCGAGCUGCGGCGCGAGUUCCAGACGCAGGAGGCGGCUCUGCAGAAGACGCUGGGCAAACUGCGGGCCGAGCUGACGCGCGUGCAGGAGGAGGCGCGCGACAACCGCGAGAAAUCCCACAAGCUGCAGGCCUCGCUCGUCAGCGCCGAGAGCACCGUUAAGGAGCUCCAUAAGCAACUGGAUGAGGUGACACAGAACUCGGAGAUCAUUGCCAUUCGCCAGAAGGAGGGUGAGACUGAGCUGGAGGCCACCAGAGACAGAGUGCAGCAGCAGGCCACAGAGAUUCUACUGAAAGCCAGUCAGAUUGGCAGUCUGCAGGCCACCCAGAUGACCCACGAGGCGGCGAUCAGGGACCUGGAGUCGGAGAAGUGCCGUCUGAAGGACAAGGUCCAGCGGCUGGACGAGGAGAGGGAAGCCCUGCAGAACAAGAGCCAUGCACUGGAGGACAGGCAGAAGAACCAGAUCGUCAACCUGGAGAAGGCCCUGCGUGAGGAGAAGCAGUCGUAUGAGAAGGAGAUGAUGAAUAUGCGUGCCAAAUACGAGGAGGACGCGGCGCACUUCAAGGAGUCCCAGAGUCGCGCGCUGGAGGAGAUCUCCAAGAAGCACCGCGCUACGCUGGAGAGCACCCAGAGCACCGCCGAGAAGGAGAAGAACCGCCUGCUGGCCGAAAUGGAGCAGAAGUUUGAGCAGGAGCGACAGGCAUUGGAGGAGCAGAAGAACUGCCUGCGGGAGCAGCUGGACAGCAUCAGGCAGGAGCUCAGCACCAAGCUGGAGAUGGCCAACUGUGAGGUGUCUCGUCUGCAGGAGAUGGUGCGUGAGGGUGAGCAGGGCCUGGGCAGUGCCGCCGGGCAGAUCAGCAGCCUGCAGGAGGCUCAGGACAAGCUGCUGGAGGAGCUGGACGCCACGCGCGCCCGCCUCCGGGAGACCAGCAACCUGCUCACCGCACUGCAGGGUGAGAUGGAGACUCAGAAACAGCAGCACGAGGCCAAGCUCAUCAGCACUCGCGAGGAGGAGAAGCUCAAGAUGGAUAAAAUGGCCCUGGAACUGGAGCUCAAGUGGACCGAGACGCUCAGGUCCGUCUGUGUUGGCAUAUGGUGGCCCCGUGAGGAGCUGCGAGAGGAGCAUGAGGAGCAGAAGCGCGGCGCUCUCAGCCAGCUGGCCCAGAGCAAAGACCAGGAGCUGGGGGCGGCCAGGGAGAGCUGGCAGAGGAAGGUGGAGGACCUGCUGGAGCAGAUCUCCCUGUUGAAGCAGAGUCUGGAGAUGCAGCUGUCCCAGUCGCAGACGUCGCUGCAGCAGCUGCGGGCCCAGUUUGACCAGGAGAGGGAGCACCUGAGCGCCCAGCUGCAGGAGUUGGAGGCCGAGCACCAGCGCAGGGAGACGCGGCUGCAGGACAGCCACUGCUGUGCCCUGCAGGGCCUGGAGGAGGCGCGCCAGAGUGAGCUCAAGGAGCUGGCCGAGCGUCUGAGGCACCAGCACCACAUGGAGCUGCAGUCUCUGCGGGAGGCCCAUAGGCACAACAUCGAGACGCUCAAGCAACAGUCCGAACAGGAGCUGCAGACACUCCGCUUCGAGCUGGAGGACGAGGGCAAGGCCAUGCUGGCCUCUCUGCGUUCAGAGCUGAACCACCUCCACGCCUCGGCCAUCGAGCACAUGCGUCAGACUCACCAGCAAGAGAUGGCCGCCGCCAAACAGGAGCUGGAGAAAGCCAUGGAGCAGAGCAGGAUACAGGAGAGAGAGCUUCUGUCUCGUAUCGCUGACCUUCAGGACGAGGUGGCGCGCAGGAAGAACCACAUCGCGGACCUGGACCACGAGAUCCACACCCUGAACGAGAACAUCAGCACGCUCACCAAGGAGCUGGAGCUCAAGGGCAAGGAGGUGCUGAAGAUCCGCAGCGAAGCCAACCAGCAGAUCAGGGCCCAUGAGCAGGACCUGACCAAGAAGCAUGAGCGGGAGCUGUGUGAGCUGAACGCGCUGCACAACCGCGAGACGCAGAACAUGCUGUCCGACUUCAACAAGGCCCAGGAGUUGCUCAAGGACAAGAUCUCCGCCCUGCAGAUACUGUUGGAAGGCACCGAGGAUAAGUUCCGGAACCGCGAGAGCCGUCCAGAGGAUCUGCAGAUGAUUGCGGAGCUGAAGGACAUGGUGACGGAGCGGGAGUCGCUGGUCAAGAAGCUGGUGGAUGACAAAAAGUUCUAUCAGCUGGAGUUAGUGAACCGGGAGACCAACUUCAACAAAGUGUUCAACGCAAACCCCAACGUAGGCGUAAUAAACCCCCUCAUCAAGCAAAAGAGAAAGAAUGAGAAAUCGGCAAGCCGAUUCAGCAGCUCCCCGAACCUGCGGGCGCUGGAGGCUACAGGGACGGGGCCAGGUGGUGGGGGUGGAGGGGGUGGGGGCGGUGGAGGAGGUGGAGGGGGGGAAAGAGGCGGAGGGCCUACCCGCCUGGAGCCCAUCCCCAACUCCCCUGUCCACCAGCUCGACCUGAACUCGAGCAAGCUCCUGCCCCCGCCAACCCCCCCAAACGAGCCCAAGAAAUUCACGAGCCCUCCUGAGACAGAAGAGUCACCCCUAGCCUCCCCAGAUGCCCAGCGGCAGGAGUGGUUCGCGCAGUACUUCUCUUUCUGACUUCCGCAACUCCAGAGCAUGUCGAACCAAACGAAGAAAAUAAACGAAAAACAAGCAAACUAAAAACAAAAUGUAAACAAAAGAGAACCAACUAAAAUUCCUAAAAUACCAAAAAAAAAACAACAAAUAAAUGAAGAGAAUUAUUAUUUAAUGAAACAUCAUUACAUUCAUUUUUAUUUAUUUAUUUAUUUAUUUAUUUUUUUCUUUGUUUUCUUCACUGUGAAUGGGUUUUCUUGUUUGUACAGUGAUUCUAGAUAUGUUUUGACUUUAUGUUCCUGCUAUUUCUAAAGAGUGGUCCAUUUGCUGCUGCAUUGUAAUUUGUUCAGAUGAGGUAUAUUGUUCUCUCUCUAUCUGUCUGUCUGUCUGUCUCUCUCUCUCUGUACCUUAUAGAAUGGCACCAUAAUGAGCGUUUGUUACAGAUACAUUACCAAUUUUGGUAGAAAUUAAAAUAAAACUGUUUCUAUGGUUGUCUCAACACAGAUAUAAUGAUGUCUCACCAAUUUUAAAAAUAAAAUACAUAUUUUAUAUUUAUAUUAUAAUGGUGUAUGCUCAGAAAUAAAUCAAUAUUGUGA